Molecule: messenger RNA, 1827 nt
Organism: Acanthocheilonema viteae
Lineage: Eukaryota; Metazoa; Nematoda; Chromadorea; Rhabditida; Onchocercidae
Source: the annotation of a GenBank genome assembly
AUGUCACAUUUUUUGGACGAUGAAUUGCGUGCACUUAGCACUGCACAACUUAAGCAAGAGAAGCAGAAUACAUCUUCUCAGUUACUUCACGUUCAGCAACAAAUCAGCGAUUUGGCAUAUGGAAAUUAUCGGAUUUAUGCGGAUGCCGGAAGUACCACGGAGCGGUGUCGGGAACUGUUUGGAAAAGCAAGCGAUUUGGUUGAAGAUAUUGAAAAAGAGAUCGAAUUGGUACGAGAAUCUAUGAAACAGUUUAAUUCCAAAAAUGAUGAAGUUUUACAAGAGCUUCGUUAUCUGGAACUUGCUGAAAGUAAAAAUUCUCACUUGUGGGAUGUUCUAAAUUUGCCAACGCGUAUGGAUACCUGUAUUCGGGCAGGGUAUUAUGACAUGGCUUAUUUGUUAACGAAUUAUGGAAUGCAGUUGCAAACACACGGACUUACCAAAAAUCCUAUAAUUAAGCGAGUUGCUGAUAAGCUAAUCGAAGCUCGAUAUCAGUUGUUGGAUGAGUUGUUCAACAGAUUUGCUGGACCUAUUGAUUUGGCAAGUAGUAUUCAAAUUGUGAAUAAUAUCCGGAAGAUUCCUUAUUUGUCUUUAACGCAAUUGCGUAUUAUGGUUUUGCAAUACCGUGAUGUGUAUCUUGAAAAGCGACUUUCGGAUAUUCUAUCGCAGCCAGACUUCAUUCUUCGCAUGGUUGAGAUUUAUCGUGAUUGUAUGUAUGACACACUGGUCCUCUAUCUAGCUGUUUUUCCUGAAAAUGAAGUAAACAGACGACAAGCUGAUUUGUCGGUGAAUCAGCGAUGGGAUGUUUGGCAAACAGCAACUUCUUCCGCAAUCCUUAAUGAAUGGGCAAUUCAUAACCUCGAUGUAAUGUUCAAUCGCAUUAAGAGUGUUAGUAACGAUGUGCAGAUUGACAUUGGCUCUCUGACGAGUAAAUUAAUGAGUUUUGCCUUAUCGUUUGGUCGAAUGGGAAUGGAUUUUCGACCACUGAUUGCAGAAAACAUCGAGGAAUUUGUCAGCAAGAGAUUCUCCUUGAAAGUUCAGAAUGCAGCGAAUAACUUAAAACAAUGUAGAACUAUAGAAAUUGAUGGAGAAAUACCGGAUGCUUUAUUCGUACCCGGAACUCAAAAUGGUAAGCAGCUGUCAGCUCCUUCAGUACUUGCAUUCUGGGAUGAUUUAUGUAUUUACGGGAAUACCUUAAUUGAUGCCUUAAAUGAAUUGCGAAGUGGAUUAUCACCAACUCAGAUCAAUGCAGUUCUAAGGGAGUUGACUAAUUCGUUGAAGGUUGUUGUUUGUUGGCUGUGUGAUAUGGAAGAGCUGGUUGAAAAAGUAGUAGGUUUUAAUUCCUUCAGUCGUUGUAGUUCUGCAAUGCUGAUGGCUGUGAAAAAAAUCAUGGACAAGGCAAUUAAAUUAUUAGGGAGAUGUUUUAUACCAUACAUUAAUGGCUGCCUGUUGGCUUUAUAUCCAUAUGAAAAAUGCUGUCGACCUUUUUAUCAUACUUCCUGCACACUAGAACUAUAUGAAAAAAAAUGUGUUAUACAGAUUAAAGAGAUUUGUAGCAAUUGUCCUAAUUCAAUAAUAAUUGAAAAGUUAAUGGAAGAAGCGAGUCAUCCCAUGAAUGGAUAUGUUAGAAGUGUUUCAACUCUCGCUAAUGGAAAUGCAGAAGUGAGCGAAACAGAUAUGCCUGACAACAAUAGCGUUUCACAAGAGGAAGUUAUGCAGAAGUUAUCAUUGGAUGAUGAUGUAAAAGCAGGCACACAGAAAGAUGAUAAUCAAUAUAAAGCAAAUGAGCAUUCUCUAAUAAGCAAUUCAAGUGGAAGUUCGGGCGUUUAG